Varroa destructor (honeybee mite) is the source of this 4674-nucleotide messenger RNA. Its product is annotated as neuroguidin. Gene Ontology annotation, cellular component: nucleolus; small-subunit processome. Gene Ontology annotation, biological process: maturation of SSU-rRNA from tricistronic rRNA transcript (SSU-rRNA, 5.8S rRNA, LSU-rRNA). Lineage: Eukaryota; Metazoa; Arthropoda; Arachnida; Mesostigmata; Varroidae. The record is from RefSeq and is a predicted model, not a curated record.
AUAUAUAUAUACAUAUAUAUAAAGGAGAAGCAGAGAACAGCCAUUGGAAAGGACAGAAAGGACAACCGAUACAACAACCAACUUAAAAGUUACAUUACCGCUGCUGUGAAACACUUAAUCGAUUGGGGAACGCCGAAGAACAAGGCAACACGAAUGACACGCUCAGCAACAGAAGAAAGUAAGAUUAAAAAGUCAAAGGAAUCAUGAGCAUGGGAGAGUAUCAGCAACACACCAAUGGCGAAAUGAAGAUUUAAAAUACAUCUUUCAACAGCGAGGAAACAAUGUUCGUGUAGCAAGUCAACGUACAUAAACACACGACACAAAUUAAGAGAGCGCGAGGUGGGAGGAUAAAGCCAAUUUACUCAAUCGACCGUCAGUGGCACCGAAUCAUGCUAUAGGCCGGCUAAAAUUCAGAUCAAUAUCGGUGCCAAGCCGCUCGAUCAUCGUUUCGAGCUGAUUCAUGAUGAGAAAAGAAAAGCAGUCGUGGCUGUGCGGGCCACCAUCAAAACGGCCCAUAAACAUUCGAUGAAAAAACUCAUCCGCGAGAAAACAUCUAGACGAUUGUACAUGUAUUAACUAUUUUCAUGUUUGUUUCCUCAGCGAAAGGCGUCCGCCAUUAUUUCUACUUCGAUGAUUUCAAUUACUAGUACUACAAUUACCAUUAAGGGGGGGGGGGGGGGAGAAGUGCAGGCGGGACAAACACCUGUUCUGUGCGAUACAAAUGGACUGAUCCUUGGAAAAAAAGAAACCUGUGAAAAAUGCUAAAGCUAGGGAAAUUAGUCGAAUCAAAGAAGGAUGUUAGUUGGCUUUCCUUAACAGUGUGUUAGUACGACACUGCGGAAGCCAUAGCGACCAUGGGUAACGAUGAUACCGCGCAAAAAAUCCUUGUAUAGAACCUAUAGUGAUGAUAUAUAUAUAUAUACGGAAAGCAAGACGUGGUGGCUUCGUAAUAAUAAUAAUAAUGAUGGUAAUGAAAAUAAUACUGAUGCUAUUGAUGAUGGCAAACAAAAUAAUAAUACUGAUGAUUACGAUAUAAACGAAUUAUAACGAAGUUGUAAUGAAACAAUCGAUUGACAGACACAGACAACAAAUACAUUCUAAUAAAUACAUUGAGCUAGCUAUCUAUCGACUGAGCAACACGGAAGAUAUAGUGAAAGGUAAAUGUGAAUGUAGAUGUAAACGGAACAGCUAAGAAAUCGGUGAAAGCAAAACGGAAAAGGGAGCAGUUGCGGGGCGACGAUGGAAGCGUUACAAAGCUUCACUUGAAGACAAUGUAGGGGGCACGCCAAUAGGUCGACCUCUAUCAACGCGUGCUGGUCAAUACAUACGUGCCACUUGAAUUUUGAUACUUCGAGUGCCGUGUGAGAGAAAAAGGCCACAAAAAGGUGGAGAAAGACACUGAGAAAAGAAGAAAAUGUGCGUGUAUGUUUGGUGUGUCCUUCUUGUAAACUGAGAGAUUCAGUGGAUGCGUGAGUGGCUGCCUGGUACCAUGAAACGCGCAUGCGUUAAAUAGCAGGGAAAUAGAAUGGGUUGAUCGAUUGACAGAUGGGGCAAAAGGAACGAAAGCAACAAUGGGUGAACAGGAAACUGAGAAAGACAUUGCCGAAUUGCAGAUGAUUAAAUGUUAAAUAAAGUAUAAAGGAAGGUGGUGCUGAUGAUGAUGACGACGGUGUAAAUGGUGACGACUAGGCUAUCAGCAAUGAACAAUGUGCCGCGAUAAAUCAUCGUGAAGAUGGGACAUAACGGUGAACGAAGAUUUAGUACAGUAAUAGCAACGUAGGCGGGUUUGGCCGGAAAGUGGACCGGUUACUGCUGCUGUACAAGCCAACCAAACAAAUGAAGCAACAAAUAGACAAGGAAUACAACAACAAUAACAUCAGCAUCAACAGUAACAACGACAAUGAAAAUAAGAAAAAAGAACGAAAGAAACAUGAGUGUGCUUGUGUAGUAAACAAAAAAAGUAGAGAGAAAAAGGAUGAUGGCGAAAGAGGACAUCAACAAGAAGAACAACAACAUUACAAGAUGAAAAUAAAGAACUGAAGUUGUAUGAGCUGUGAGGCGUAGAACAACAUUAUGACCAUGACGAUAAUUACAAAGACGACGACGACGACGAUGAUGAUAAUAAUGAUAUGGAUAAUGAUAAUGAUGAUGGUAAUAACAAUGAUGAUGGUGAUGAUAGACGUAGAUGGCGGUUGGUCGGCCGAAGAAGUUAAGGAGAGUAAAUUGAGCGACAAGUUUAAUGGCAUGUAUGAGUACGCACAUGAAGACCACUUUAUUCAGUUGAGAAAAACGCGGUUUCUGUAUGAUUUGGACGAGCGCCACAGGGUUCAACGUUCCAUUGAGUUCGAUAUCAUGCCGCUGCGAAUUCCGUUGAUUUGCAUAUGUAACCAAAUAGUAGGAACGGCCAUCAAGUGGUCGUCGAGGUGUAAAUAUGGCCGUCCGCGACAAUGUGCACGUGCCAAGUGAUGUCAAUGGAAAAACAGAAGAGAAUCAAAACGUUAUCCAAUUACAGAAAAUAUUCUCAGAGCUUCGGGACAGGACAGGAGCAUUUUGCCAGAUGCUGGAGUCACUCCAGUUGGAUAUUUCUGGUCGUGAAACGAAAGAUGGCCUUUCAUGGCUUGAACUAAAGAAUCACAUGCUGCUUAGCUACUUGAUCGACAUAAACGAUGUCGUCCAGAGCAAACUCAAAGGCAAAUCGAUUGCCGAAAGCCCCUCAAUCCGUCGCUUAAUAGAAUACCGAACAGUACUUGAGCGAAUGCGACCUAUUGAUCAAAAGUUGAAAUAUCAACUACAGAAGAUGCAAAAGAUUGCAGCCACUGGAAAGGUUGACAAGAACGAUCCACUGAGAUUCAGAGCCAAUCCCGACGCGUUUGAAUUCGACAACAAUAUCAACAGCGGUAACGAUCAAGAGGCGGCAAAGGAUGAAAAAAAGACAAAUGAUGCUACCAAAAAUGGUACGUCAAGGUCUAAAAGCGGUUCUCCAGGAGCUGCUAGCGUUAACAGGGCAAAGCCCUCCACGGGAGUUUACGUCCCACCAAAGUUAACGCCGCUGCAGUAUCUUGAAGAUGAGACGCAUGAGGCUCGUCGAGAUAGACAAACUACGCAGGCCAAACGAAGGGCACUUAGUUCCAGUCUGAUUGCAGAACUUCAGAGGGAAUUCCACGAAGGUCCAAUGGAGGUGCGCGAAGAAUAUAACCCCCACAAGGAGCGGCUGAAUAAGCUCAAGCGGGAGCGCGAACGAUAUGAAGAAGAUAACUUUGUUCGAUUACAGGUGUCUAAACAAGAGAGGCACGCUGAUCGCUUGCAAGGUUUCGCUGCUUUGGAUGAUAUCACGGAAUUUGGAGGACAGGGCGAUCCUGAUUUUGUAGAUCAAGGUCCAUCAAAAAAGCGACGAAAAGCUAGUUCCAAGAAAUAUAAAAAAAAGUGGGGCCAAAAGGGUUUUAGAGGAAAAAAAAAAUAAAGAGAGAAUGACAUUAGAACAAGACAUUCUAUCAUGUUGUUUGGACUUUUCAGUCAAUACCAAUAUUUAAAAAAUAUUAACAUUAAACAAGUUCCUUUAUAAAAUAAAACAACGAACAAACCACUGAUUUUCUACGAAACAGUAAUAUAUAAGGAAUUACUUAGAAAUUAAUGUGUGCGAUCCUUUUCUUUAUCUUAUUGGGUACAUCGAUGAAGGUGCAAUGUUUAUAAUAGUAUAAUCUUCAGAUGUUACUGUUGUACUUUGUAGCAACCAAUGUGUUGCCCUCUUGAUAUACCAGCUUGUAUGUAGUCGUAAUAUUAUUACCUUCUAGUAAAAAUGGUAGCAACUUAAGGGUGGUCGCAACACCUAGAAUAUCUGAAGAAUAAAGCUGUACGAACGCAUUUAUACUGUACACGGUAUCUUCGUGCAGGGUUUUAUCGCAACAGGAAAGCUUCAUGGAGGGCUUUAAUAUCCGUGGAGAUGCUUUCCCUGUCAAUAAAUGGGCUUCGCUUCUUCGUAGAGCCAUGAUUAUCGGGUGGCGGAUCGGUGGGAGUUCUGAAAGCAAUAUUCUAGUCCGGUUUUGCAUUUACGAGCGAUCAUUUUAAAUGAGUACUCGUGAAGAUGCUGUGGGUAGAACCAACACGUUCUCCUUACCUCUUGCCAAGCCAUAAACAACACUAAAAGGGCUACAUGAAAGCUAUUUUUGUAGAUAACGAUGAAGAAUCAUUAGAGCAAAUAAUCGGCAAAAACCUCUCAAAAAGCUAUUUUAAUUGAACGUACCUCAGCUAAUGCCAGAAUUCUGAAAGACCGAAAUCUUUUGAUUUCGGUCAGAGGUUUUUGAAGUUUUACAUAAACAGACGUAAAAGGAGAUGAGGUACUCAACUAAAACACUACGUUUAUUCUUAAUAUAGACAAACCAAAAGUUGUCUGUGACUCUCAACCCUCGUCCUACUGUAAGACCUUCACACCACUACUACCUACUGUUUGAAAAUCUUAGAUAGUCUUUAGGUGACGGAUAGGUAUUAUUCAUUUAUUUUUGACUUGACUCGGGCAAACUAGAAUAACUUCAACAAACCUAUGUGAAUUACAAAUCUAUUUUUGGCUUUCACGCGCAACGCAAACUAAAAGAGAACUGCUACCGUGUAUAACAAGUACACGAAAUAAUAAGCCAAUAUAAUAAUUAUCAGAUUAUUUUAGGUCCGACUACGCGAUAU